ACGGAACCCAGGUUAUGGUUUAUUAUCUUCUAUCGUCGAGAAUAAGGCGUCUAGUCGUUUGCCAUGGCAAUGAAACUUAACUUACCAAAUAUUAUCGCGUUGACUAUCAUUACACAUGUCUAUGUCUGUGGUUCCAUUCGCAGCAGUGAACCACCGCAUGUCUUUCGAGACUACUACGAUACAUUUGAAAGUUCAUCUUGUUCCGCGACACACGGAUGUAUCAAAUGCAAUGCUGAAUGCGCAUCAAAAGGGUGCCGUCAAUGUAAGUGUACUGGUGAAUACAAAACCUAUCUUCGCUAUAUGAACAGAUGUGUGAGAGAUAGUGAGCUAUUAUUUUUCCAAGUGGGAAAGAACUCGUUUAUGAUUAAUCAACACUACGAUACGUUGUGUAUGACCAACAAUCAAUCACAUGGCAUUAUGGUAGCUACGUGUAACCAAAGCGAUCCAUCGCAACAGUGGAUCAGAACGUGGCACCAACAACUACUUCACGUGGAAACAUUAAAAUGUAUCCAGCAAAACGGGUUACUUUAUAGAGAAAAAACCAAAUGGUAUUUAAGUCUUAAAGAGUGCAAUAUAUCUGAGACAAAACAAAAAUGGGUUUGUUCAGUAGGAUUUAUUACAAGGACAUUUACGGAAAAAGGUGGUAGGAAAAAUUUCGUAUACAUAAUAAUUGAUACCGAUCAUACGACAAUGAAAAAUACCGUAUUAGGCUCAACUGCAGCGACUACAUAUUGGCAAACUAAACAAGGAAAUACCGAAACAAACUCCUUUUGCCAUCAAGCAUUUGGGUGCACAGCUAUGUUGACCUUGGAUACAAAUUGUCAGCGCAAAGGAAUUCAACUCAUUAAUGACCUUUCUGACUGUUCUGGGUCAUCUCCGAGUGGGUUGCAAUAUUUUCAUGAUGGAACUUGGAAACAAUUCAAUCACACCCAAGCGUUUUUCCUAUUAUCAUAUAUGAAGAAAAACUUAUUUUUGAAGUGGAAUCUCCUAACGGCACUACCAGUUGAACGGAUUUUUAAAUUUAACUUCAAUUGCCAUCUAACUGGAAAUAAUAUGGCCCAAAGAUGUGUUAUCAUCAAAAUUAAAAAGAAAGAUUGCUCAAAGUCGACUCUUAUGCCGAUUUCAUUUACGAAAUCAAUAUCGGAAGAAGCAAAAGAAACAGUGCAUAUCAGCCCGACGCCAAGCUCCGAAUUCGAUCCUUCACCCCGAACAUCUUAUUUCCACACAUUAUUUGACUAUCCUUCAUACCCAACAUCCUCCUUUCGUCGACCAAAUGAAUAUUCUGCAUUCCCAACAUCCUCUUACCACUCAUCAAGUGACUAUCCUUCAUACCCAACAUCCUCCUUCCAUCGACCAAAUGAGUAUCCUGCAUACCCAACAUCCUCUUACCACUCAUCAAGUGACUAUCCUUCAUACCCAUUACAUCCACCGAGUGCAACACUUUCUGCGAGUACGUCAACCAGCAUGGAGUCUGAUUAUGAAAAACAGAAAGGUGAAUCAUCCGCAUUGAAUAUCGUGGGUCUUGUUGUUGGGUUGCUGAUAGCAGCCUUGGUCUUAUGUGGCAUUAUUAUUGGAUUUGUUUAUUACAGAAAAAGGAGGCGUGCAGACAAAACUUCUUCUAUGAUGGAUAUCAAUGGUAAAGGUGUAUUAUCCGGGGACACGAUAAAUCCUGUCUACUCCUCAGCUGAUAAAAACGAAGGAGAAAUAUAUCAAGAACCAGAUGAAAGAGAGGCUUCACGAACUUGCGACUUGUACGAAACAGCUGAUGAUCAUGAGUACGAUUAUGCGAAAGUAGAAUCGAACAAAAAACGUCCAUUACAAUCUCAAGAAACGGAUUACGACUAUGCAAAAAAUGACGAUAUUAAGCCUGCUUCGAAACGAUUGCCUGUUAAGGGUAAUAAUUAUGUCGACCACAGUAUAAAGAGAGCUUCUACAAGUAUUAGCGAUGAAAAAGAAACGGAAAUUGACAAUGAAGCUGGACCUGUGUAUCAAACUCUUGAAAAUGACACCCAACCUGUUUAUCAAACAUUGGAAGUUGAAUGAAAAAAAUGGAAAAAAUGACGAACCUUCGUGCAUUCAUGCAUUGAUUGAACAUUUUUUCGACGCAGACUUCUUUGGAUGACUCUGUUAAUAGACUAUACAUAUAUUUACGACUUUUAAUGAACAUUUAGAUAGAACGUACCAUUAUCCAUGAUUGAAGGUUUAACGAUCUCAAAUAUUUACUUUACGUAUAGCGGUAAUGAAAGACGGUAUGUAUUUAGAAAUAUGCAAAAACUAAUAGCUACUGGGCGACAAGAGGGUUUCGAUAUUUCAAAAAAAAAUUUGAAAAAACCUUUGCAUGGCAAACAAGGCGUGAUAUUUCAACCAUGGAGUAAUUGUACAACUCAGUUAAGGCAUGUGGGAGAUUCUAAGAGUUAACUAAAGCCAAAGGCAUCUUUUCACAAUGGACGGAAUUUUUUGAUCGAACGGAUUUUUUUUGUUUUCUUUUCUAUUGUAAUCGCCGGAAUAAAUCCGCUUCGAUCGACUUCGAGAAACAUUUUCGUUUGCUCAAAGAAUUUCGCUUAGUGAAACCCCCCGAGCUAAAAAAAUAUAGUGGUCAUUAUUAACAAAUUGUUGUCGAAAGCCUAUCGGUUUUCGACGAUAAAAACCGUCAUCAGUCUGUGCACGUAUAUAUGCGUAGCCUUUUCAAUCACUGAUUAACCGUUGCAAUGAUAAUAAGGACCUUAAGCAUGUAGGACGGCAACACGACGACGACGUGGUUGGAAUACUCCUUUAAAUAAAUGUUCUGGUAAAGCGUUGUUUUAUAUUAUUAACUGUACCAAUUUAAUGAGAUAUAAGACGUUGAAAAUAUUAUGUUUACGUUUAGGGACAACUCUAUAGAGCUAAUUCGAGGUAACGCUCACUGGGUCCUGAAAUGCAGACGUUCUACAUAGGACGUUAUAAACGACGUCUUGCCGUAGUAUAUUCGCCGGAAAAUAGCAAAUUAUUAUUAUUAUUAUUAUUAUUAUUAAUACACAGUUCUAGUAGCUACUACCAGCUAAAUUGUUAUGUGCAUUACAAUAACAAGUCUAUAUUUAAACUAUGAUAACAAUAAAAAACUACAUUAAAGCUAUACAGGGUGUCCCAAAAAAAUGUCCC
Messenger RNA from Dendronephthya gigantea, 3138 nucleotides. RefSeq lists its product as uncharacterized. The record is from RefSeq and is a predicted model, not a curated record. Bases 64 to 2043 code for a protein of 659 amino acids. The transcript has 8 exons. Lineage: Eukaryota; Metazoa; Cnidaria; Anthozoa; Malacalcyonacea; Nephtheidae.